CAAGAACAGCGUGUGAGUGUUGGGCUGGUGACCGGGGAUGCCUGCAGAGCUGGAGCCACUGAGCCUGGGGCUGGAUUUCAUCAUCAUUCUGAUAUACCGAAGCGGAAUUUCCUAGGACGCAGUAUAUAAAGGAAGGGUCCCGGGGUGGUGAGUAAUCGCUUUGCUGAUGGAGUCGGAUUGGCUACAACUCUGUCGUCCCUGGGCAGAAAUGGUUCAACCAUGAAGAAAGAAACUGCCUGACCUAAGUCAGCCAUCAGCAGAAUUCCCUCCACCCCAGCAGAUCAACAAUUGUUCUGUGUAACUAACGGUCUUCAGAUCCAAAGCACGAAAGGGUUAAGUGGCUUGCCCAGAACCACACAUCAAGGACGCCUGAACCAGGUUUUCCUGACCCCAGCGCCAGUUCUCUACCCACCAUACCACAGUGUUAUCUAACGUGUAACAACCAUUUUAAAACUAGUCAUGCCGAAGCAUAGCGUUCAGAUUCAUUUAACAAGUAUUUGAGCACCUGCUGAGAGGUAUUUGAAGAAGCUUCUGAAGUCCAGAUGACUUACUUGGAGAAGCCUUCAGUUUACUUAUUUCAGGAAGUUACAAAGGCUGACCCAUGGGUAAGAACUAAGAGAGAGACGAACUUCUUCCUGUUCUUCGGGGCUCAGAACUAGAGCUAUAAAUGACAGAAGUCUCAUUAUUUAGCAAAUGUAUUGUUCCUUUACAUGGCUCUUUUGGCGACUGGUCAGAAAACAACUGAAUUUCACAUAGGAAGAUCUUUCUGAGUAAGAGAAAAAAGAUCCUUCACAAGACAGCCCAAGAUGGAUAAUGCCACUUCGACAACCUACUAUGAUGUUUUAAUAGAAGAUGACUUCAGUGCUGAUGUGAUAGACCAGUGCCAGAAACAUGAUGACAAAGUCUUCGCAGCACAAUUUCUGCCCCCGAUUUAUUCCUUGGUAUUUAUAUUUGGCCUGGUAGGCAAUGCCCUCCUUGUGCUAGUCCUGGUCAAAUAUAAAGGACUCAAAGAGGUGGUGGACCUCUUUUUCCUAAACACAGUCAUUUCUAAUUUCCUUUUCUUGGUCACCUUCCCUUUCUGGAUUCAUGCUGCAAUACACAGCCGGAACCUCGGAGAUACAAUGUGUAAAAUGAUUUCUGGGUUCUACUCAGUCGGCUACUAUGGAUACACAUGUUUCCUGGUACUGUUGAUAAUACAUAGGUACCUGGCAAUUGUCCAUGUGGGAAGAUUUCACUUGGCUGCUAAGAAGACCACCUAUAGCAUCAUUACAAGCAUGUGGGGACUAGCCAUUCUAGCCUCUUUACCAGAAUUGGUGCUUUCCCAAGUUCAAACGGAAGGCAGAGAUGACAUCUGCCACUUUGUUCAACCUCAUUAUCCUCUAGGGGAUGAGAAGUUCUGGAAGCAUUUUCUGACUUUAAAGAUGAACAUUUUGGGACUUCUCAUCCCACUGUUUGUUGCUAUCUUUUGCUAUGGGAGAAUUAAAAAAACAUCAAGAUAUAAGGAGAAAAAGUAUGGACUUUUUAGACUUAUUUUUGUCAUGACCCUUGUUUUUAUGGGGUUGUGGACACCUUACAACCUAGUUCUUUUCCUUAUGACUUUUCAAGAGCACUUGAACCUAAGCGAUUGUGAGAGCAGCUAUCACCUGGACACAGCUGUCCAGGUAACCAGAAUUAUUGGCAAUACUCACUGCUGCAUUAAUCCUGUGGUCUAUGGGCUUCUGGAUGAGACAGUUCGCAGACGCCUCUAUUGCCUUUUCCAUCUCCAAAAUAACACUGAAGGUCAUUUGAGGGAGGGCCCAGAACAGCAAUCACCAACAACAAAAGGACCAUUGUACCAUUCCACUAAAUUUUAAAUAUAUUCAGUGUAGGCUAAAUAAAUACAAUUCCCUUGA
Molecule: messenger RNA, 1892 nt
Organism: Phascolarctos cinereus (koala)
Lineage: Eukaryota; Metazoa; Chordata; Mammalia; Diprotodontia; Phascolarctidae
Source: RefSeq, a predicted model, not a curated record